Hirsutella rhossiliensis is the source of this 1590-nucleotide messenger RNA. RefSeq names its product fungal zn(2)-Cys(6) binuclear cluster domain-containing protein. Gene Ontology annotation, molecular function: zinc ion binding; DNA-binding transcription factor activity, RNA polymerase II-specific. The coding region runs from base 1 to 1590 and encodes 529 amino acids. The record is from RefSeq and is a predicted model, not a curated record. Gene Ontology annotation, biological process: regulation of DNA-templated transcription. NCBI's taxonomy places the organism in Eukaryota, Fungi, Ascomycota, Sordariomycetes, Hypocreales, Ophiocordycipitaceae. The transcript has a single exon.
AUGGGCGGCAAGAUCACGCGAGCCUGCGAUGCCUGUCGGGUCCGCAAGGUGAGAUGCAGCGGUGACCAGCCCUGCGCCCAGUGCGCACACCUCAACCUCACCUGCGCCUUUGCCCCCGCCCCGGCAAAGAGGAAGCCCGCAGUCCGGGGCCGCCUCGUCGCCCAGCUGCGCAACAAGGGAACCAGCAAGAUCCGGGGUGCCCUCGACCCCGACCCGUCUCCCGCCGCUGCCGUCACCUCCAUCGCCGGAAUCGUCGAUGCCACCCACUCCGCCAGCCCCCAGCCCGAGUCCAUCGGCUGCAGCGGCUACUCCCGGGACUUCUUCUUGGGGCUGCUCCCGGACUUUGAGCAGCUCGUCUAUCCCGUCAACCCCGUCCUGACCCCCGACGAGAUACGCGCCGCCAUCGCAACCAUGCACUCCAACUUCGAGGACGCCGCCUUGGUGCAUGCUUUUGGCGCCGUCACCAUCAACCUGACGCAGACGUCGUGGACUCUGCACGGCGACGUCGCCGCUCAGAUGACCUCGCUCGUCCACUACAGCUUGUGGGCCCAUCGCAAGGCUGAAUUGGCCCGAGAGAGCGACGCCAGUGGCCUGCAAAGCGAGCUGCCCAUCACCGUCAAGCGCAUCAUGACGUGCAUCUUCAACGAAAUCUCCCUCAUGGCCUUCAAGCGCUUCGACCGCAGCUUUGCCGCCCUGCGCGAGGCCAUCGCCAUGAUUCAAAUGCUCAAUGUCCACCAAUAUACAGACGGCGAUACCCUGCUUGGGCCCAAGGAGGUUUCUCGCAGGCAGCGCAUGUACUGGGAAGCCUACAUACAUGAGCGCUUCCUUUGCAUCGUGUCGGGGUUCCCCUGCAUCAUGGUCCCUCUUCGCACAGGCCUGCCCAUCACGGACAGCAGUGUCCCCUCGUGGGUGACUCUCGGCUUCAACCGCCUCAUCCAUCUCUUCGGCAUUAUGGACGGGCCUUUGCUCACCCACUGGGCCGCGCAGCACGAUCCCACCGAACUCGCGCCCGCCGUGACAGCUCGGUGGAUCGAAAUCAAGCAAGCCGAGCUGGACCAAGACGAGGCCCGCGCAGCCGAGGCCGCGGGAGAUAUGACGACCGGCGGCCACGGCGCGCUCAGCGAGCUUCAGCACGUCGAUCUCUUCGUCACGCGCCUCUGGCUCCGCACACUCGUCUGGCAGCUCGCCCUCUCGCACAGGCUCCUCCGCUCCGCCCCUCCACAAAAUUCUCACGAGGGCCUCUCCCUGCACUUUCCCGCGCAGCGCCUCUCCGCACAACUGCGCAGUCUCGUCGGCCGUCUCGGCAGCAUCUCGAGUGUCGUGAAUCACGGCAGCGGCUUGCUUCAGAAGCUCUUCGAGAUCACCAGCACCGUCGCCGAUGUGCUGGCCCUACCACGCGCCACCAGCCAGGCGCCCGAGGAGGCGCGCGCACGUAUAGAGGAUUUCUUCUUCCUCGUGCGCUUCUUGUUUAGCUUUGAGAGGACGCAGAAGCAUCAACGUGAUUAUCUACGCGAGAAGCUAGAAGCCCUGCAGCAUGUCUACGGGGCGAUAGACUUCGGGGACAUCGCCAGUGCGAGUCCGAAUACAUGA